Alosa sapidissima (American shad) is the source of this 7662-nucleotide messenger RNA. RefSeq names its product zinc finger protein 236-like. Gene Ontology annotation, biological process: regulation of transcription by RNA polymerase II. Gene Ontology annotation, molecular function: DNA-binding transcription factor activity, RNA polymerase II-specific; RNA polymerase II cis-regulatory region sequence-specific DNA binding. The record is from RefSeq and is a predicted model, not a curated record. Lineage: Eukaryota; Metazoa; Chordata; Actinopteri; Clupeiformes; Clupeidae. Gene Ontology annotation, cellular component: nucleus. The coding region runs from base 102 to 5798 and encodes 1898 amino acids. The transcript is spliced from 32 exons.
GGCCUUGUUGCUUUCCCGUCUCCGCGAGGAGCUCUCCGUACAGCAGUCGCCAUUUUGAAAUCCAAAUCGUUCACAGUACACCCGCCCUGAAACCUGGAACUAUGCCGCGGGGACGGCCUCGAAAAGUGAGGGAUAACACAAACGACGGAACAGAAGGUGCACAGGAGUCUAAACAUGGGAGCCAUGCAGAAUCCAGAGAGAACAAAUGUAACAUUUGCUCUCAGGUCUUCAGCACAGAAAACCAACUACAGAAGCAUCUCAGAGACCAUGAAGCCAAUGACAAGCCUUACCGGUGUGACCAGUGUCCUUUGUCCUUCAACGUGGAGUUUAACCUGACGCUACACAAAUCCACUCACACAACCUCAGACCCUGUCUGCCCCAUGUGCCACAAGAAGUUCUCCCGCGUGGCCAGUCUGAAGGCCCACAUCAUGCUCCAUGAGAAAGAGGAGAACCUGAUCUGUGGCGAGUGUGGAGAUGAGUUCGUCCUUGAGAGUCAGCUAAUGCCUCAUAUGGAGGAUCACCGCAAAGAACUUUCCGGAUGCAAGGUCUACACCUGCAAGACCUGCAACCAGGAAUUCAAGACCCCUGCAGAGCUGAAAGAACAUGUCAAGACACAUGUUAAAACAAGGACAAUACUCACCAGCUCGAGGAAUUACAAGAAGAACAUUGACCGGAGCGGAUUCACAAAUAGUUGUCAGCACUGUGGAAAGACGUUUAAGAAGCCUAGUCAGCUGGUGAGACAUAUCAGAAUCCACACAGGUGAAAGGCCGUAUAAAUGCACUCACUGCGGGAAGGCGUUCAACCAGAAGGUGGUGCUGCAGACCCACAUGGUGCGGCAUACAGGGGAGAAGCCCCACCUGUGCACGUUGUGCCCGGCCUCCUUCUCCCAAAAGGGCAACCUGCAGUCGCACAUCCAGAGGGUGCACUCCGAGACCAAAGGAGUACCCCUCUUCCCCUGCAUGGACUGCAGCUGUGUGUUCAAAAAGCUGGGCAGCCUAAACGCACACAUCAGCAAGAUGCACAUCUCAGUGGUGGAAGUUGAGGAGCCUGCCACCACCCAGGAGGCGGUGGAGUCCAGUCAGGCCGUGGCCGGGUCAGAGGGAGCCGAGGGGGUGACUGACGUGAUCCAACAGCUUCUGGAACUCUCCGAGCAGGUCACAGUGGAGAGCGCUCAAACCCAGCCCCCGGUGCCAGCUAUCACCAUGGAGACGGCUAUCAACCAGGACAUCUUGCAGCAAGCUCUUGAGAACAGUGGCCUGACUGCCAUCCCAGUACAGAACAGUGCCCAGAGCAGCGUUGGAGGGCCAGCCUUGCCCAGGUCAGAUGGUGGCACACAGAGUCAAACGAUGGGCAGCGACGCCACUGCCAUCAGGAAGACGUCCGGCUCAGAGAAAGUUGUGAAGAAGGAGAAGAAGAGCAUCUUUAAGAAGCCUGAUCAAAUGCCAGGCACCAUCCGUGAGCAGAACGGCGUACGCUGGCACGGCUGCCCCUACUGCUCCAAGGAGUUCAAGAAGCCCAGCGACCUGGUGCGCCACAUCCGCAUCCACACGCACGAGAAGCCCUUCAAGUGCAAGCAGUGCUUCCGCGCCUUCGCCGUCAAGAGCACGCUCACGGCCCACAUGAAGACGCACACGGGCAUCAAGGCCUUUGAGUGCCAGUGCUGCAUGAAGUGCUUCUCCACCUCCGGCAGCAUGAAGGUGCACAUGCGCCUGCAUACAGGCGUGCGCCCCUUCCCUUGCCCGCACUGCGAGAAGAUCUUCCGUACCUCAGGACACCGCAAGACGCACAUUGCCUCGCACUUCAAGAGUAUGCAGCAGAAGAAGCACAAGUUCCCACGCAAGCCCCACAAGGCCCGUGUGUCCAAGAACAGCCUUCCUCUUCCGGACAUCCCCCUCCAGGAGCCCAUACUCAUCACUGACAUGGGCCUCAUUCACAACCAGAACUCCCGUGUGUUACAACCCUACCUUGACCUUGUGGAGAAUGAUCGACCCUACAAGUGUGCCUGCUGCAACAAGGCCUACAAAAAGUCCAGCCAUCUCAAACAGCAUGUCAGGUCACACACGGGCGAACGACCGUACAAGUGUAUCCAGUGCAGCAAGGGCUUCGCCUCCUCGGGGGUGCUGAAGGCGCACAUCCGCACCCACUCGGGCCUCAAGGCCUAUAAGUGCCUGAUGUGCGACACCACCUUCACCACCAGCGGCAGCCUGCGGCGUCACAUGACCACCCACAGCGACCUGCGCCCCUAUAUGUGCCCCUACUGCCAGAAGACCUUCAAGUCUUCGCCCAACUGCAGGAAGCACAUGAAGACCCACAGGUAUGAGUUGGCCCAGCAACUCCAGCAGCAGCCGGGCUCCUCAGACGGGACCUCGCUGGAGGACCCCAUGGGGGGGCCCGGUGCCACGGUGGCCCACGACAUGCAGGUGGAGAUCGAGGGCGGCCAGCUGCAGCCUCCACCCUCUGGCGUGGGCGUGGAGCAGCAGGGCAUGCUGGAGCAGCUCGGCCAGGCGCAGGUGGUGGGGGGCCCCCAGCAGGUGGCGCUGCAGACGCCGCUGACUGAUGGAGCCUUGGUGCAGGACGACGACCAGUUUGUGGCGUCGCAGCACACCCUCCAACAGAACAUGGGCCAGUACGACACCUCCUCACUGCCUCAGCCAGCCUAUGACCAGCCAGCACUCUCUCAAGGCUUCACCAUAACAGAGGGCUUCAGUGCCCCUCAGUUCUCCACGGUGCAGCAGCUGCAGGACUCCAGCACGCUCGAGUCACAGGCCCUCUCCUCCAGCUACCACCCACAGAACCUGCUGCACGUAUCCAAUGCUGAGGUGGCUGGUGGUCUACUCCAGGAGCAAACCCAAGGGGAACUGCAGCUCUCUGCCGGACAAGACUAUCACGACGAGAGUGAAGAGAUCAAGAGGGCGUACAGGUGUAACAUCUGCAAUAAAGGCUUCAAGAAGUCCAGCCACCUGAAGCAGCAUGUACGAUCACACACAGGAGAGAAACCCUACAGGUGCAACCUGUGUGGCCGCAGCUUCGUCUCGGCCGGGGUGCUCAAGUCCCACCUCAACACACACACGGGAGUCAAAGCUUUCAAGUGUAAUGUGUGUGAGGCCUCCUUCACCACCAAUGGUAGCCUAAACCGUCACAUGAUCAUCCACCUCAACAUGAAGCCCUUCAAGUGCCCCAUGUGUGUCGAGACCUUCCGUACCAACCUGCUCUGUAGGAAGCAUCUGAAGAAAGAUCACGCCAUAGGAUCUAGAGUGCUGGGGGAGGAAGAAGGUGAGGACGAGGACAGUUACGGUCGUUCGGGCACCAAGCGGAACCGCGCCGGCAUCAUCACCUUCACCGAGGAGCAGGCGGCGGAGCUGGCCAAGCAGGAGCCGGACGAUGCUGCGACGCUGUCGGAGAAGGUCCUGGCCCAGUCGGCCGCCGAGCGUGACCGCAUCAGCGAGAUCAAGGACAAGGCCGUGGAGCUGGAGACCGAGCCCAAGUUCGCCAACCGCUGUUCCUACUGUCCCAAGAGCUUCAAGAAGCCCAGCGACCUCGUCAGACAUGUUCGGAUCCAUACGGGAGAGAAGCCUUACAAGUGUGAUGUGUGUGGGAAGAGUUUCACGGUGAAGUCUACGUUAGACUGUCAUGUAAAAACACACACAGGUCAGAAGCUGUUUGGCUGCCAUAUGUGCCACACGUCUUUCUCCACCAAAGGCAGCCUGAAGGUUCACAUGCGCCUUCACACGGGCUCCAAGCCCUUCAAGUGCCCCAUCUGCGACCUGCGCUUUCGCACCUCCGGCCACCGCAAGACCCACAUCCAGAGCCAUAUGAGGCCCAGCUCGGAGAGCAAGAGGGCCAAGCGCAGUGCUGGACCAGACCGCCAGUCGGCCAGGCACCACGCCUCGGAGGGCGACCCGACACAGGUCCAGAGCCAGGCCUCCCACCAGGCCACUGGAGGGCCGGCGCCAACGGACACCCUGCCUCCCGUGGGGCUGCUCCAGACCACCGGUGGCGACCCGGGGAUCUACAUCCCCAGCACCUCGGUCCUCACCGGUCAGUACGACCAGAACCUGCUGCAGUCAGGGCUGGUGGGCCAGGCCAUCUUACCCGCUACCAUGUCAGCGGGGGGUGACCUGACUGUGUCUCUGGGUGAGGGUCUGGCCACUCUGGAGGGCAUCCACCUGCAGCUGACGCCUGCCAACCUCGUGUGCCCCAACGUCCAGAUCUCGGGCAUCUCGGGCAUCGACGCCAGCAACAUCAACAACAUCACUCUGCAGAUUGACCCUAGCAUCCUGCAGCAGACCCUCCAGCAGGGGGGGCUCUUGUCCCACCCUGUGGCUGGUGACCCAGGCCUUGCCCAGCACGUUGGCCACCACCUUAUGGCCGCUGGCGACUCCUCGGUUCCCACCAAUGUGGUCCUUCACCCACUCACAAGCCUGGCACUGCAGCAGUCCGUCGUCCCUGGCAACGUCAGCAUCACUGGGCUGCCCGAGCACGACUCCUCAGGUGCUCAGGAGCUGUCCCACGUGAUGGGUGGCACGGCCGGUGGGCAGGAGAUCACGCUGACCAUCAACAACUCCAGCCUCACGCAGGUGCUCGCCCAGGCACAGGCCCAGGCCCAAGCCGCUGGAGCCGCACCCACGGCCAACAACACACAGGAGAUCACACUCACUAUAUCAGGGCAAGACCUACUCCCGCAGCAUAGCGCCCCCUCUGGUGCGGACAUGAACAGCACGAUCAGACUGUCAUCACCCAUGGGUGCCCAGGCCGGUGGUGCCACCCUCACCAUCGGUAACGAGCAGCUGCUGCCUCACAGCCCAUCUAACGCCACCAUGACCGUCACCAGCCUGCCUCCCAGCACCUCCCUGUCCCACACGGCUGUGUCCCAGAGCCUGGUGAUGUCAUCGGCGGGCAUGGCCAGUGAUGGAAGUGUGACCCUCACACUGGCAGACACCCAGAUGCUGGAUGCGGUCACACUCAACCUCAACUCACAGCAAAGCCAGCAGUUCUCCAGUGUGAUGAGUGAGCAGGGUCUCCCCGGGCAACCGGUCACCUCCGCCCAGCAGGUCAUCCUCGUCAGCCACCCCACCCAGGCCACCGUGGCAACACUGGAGGACAACCUCAGGCCAGCGGGUAAGGAGGAGGAGCUCGGGGAGAAGCGGGUGCUGAACCAGUGCUACUUCUGCGACCAGGUGUUCCACACGGCCAACCUGCUGCGCCGCCACUGCAGGCAGAACCACGGCAAGGAGCGCUGCCAUGUCUGCCGCGUCUGCAACAAGGCCUUUAAACGUGCCACGCACCUCAAGGAACAUGAGCAUGUGCACCAGAACGGCCCCUCUCUCAGCUCUCAGAGGCCUCGUGUGUUCAAGUGUCCUUCCUGUGACAAAGCUUUUGCCAAGCCCAGCCAGCUGGAGCGACACAACAGGACUCACACAGGAGAGCGUCCUUUCAAGUGCACGCAGUGUGACCGGGCGUUUAACCAGAAGAGCGCACUGCAGGUUCACCGUGUCAAGCACACCGGGGAGAAGCCCUACAAGUGUGAGGUGUGCAGCAUCGGCUUCACCCAGAAGAGCAACAUGAAGCUGCACAUGAAGCGCUCGCACGGAUAUGGUCGCUCCCAGCAGCAGGGAGCACAGCGGCGGCAGCAGCAGUCGGAGGUGUGCGUGGAAGUCACCACUGGCGACGAGCAUCAGGAGGAAGAGGACGAUGAUGACGAGGAGGAGGAAGAGGAAGAGUCGGCGGAGCUGGACCUGGAGGAGGUGGUGCAGGAGUCUGCCUCCGACUGGCAGUGCAUCUCUGGCGUCUUCCCAUAGCCCCUCCCACUUAUCCACUCUCUCUACCCCCCCGCGGUGCUGCUAACGUCCCUCUCAACUCCCAGUGACCCUCACGAGCCAAUUAACUCAAACACCUGCCCCCCCCCCCAGCGUGCUCAGAGUCUGUUUUUCUGGCGCUUUUCAUCUUAGCUGUCUAUCUUCCGUCUCUCUCUCUCUCUCCCUCUCUCUCUAUCUCUCUCUCUCUCUGUCACCUGCUCACUCUCUCACACACUCUCUCUCUCUCUAUCCAUAGUUGUUAGUUAUGGACCUUGUCAGAUUUUUCAUGAAAGGUUAUUUAUUUGUCAUGAAACACUGUGGAAUGGCUUUUGAUCGAAAAGUGGUCAGUGGAAGGUCACCAAAAAUAAAUAAAUACACAAACACACACACUUUUUUCGAGCAGCUGUUGUUUAGUACAGCUUAGCCAAAAAACAAAGUUAAAAAGUAGCACUUUAACAGAAUGCCCAGCAGCCGAUGAGCCGCUUCAUCAUGUGUGACACGAGCUCCGCCCGCUCCACAGCCGGCCAGUCCAGUGCGCCGCGGACUCUUCCCAUUUCCGGUGCCUCAGAUAACCUCCCGGGCGCGGCAGUCGUUUACAAAUGGAGGAGCUCUGACCUCCGCUCCGAGUUUAUCUGAUUUAGACACGUGCUUGGGAAAGUCAUCUAUAUGCAACAGUCAACCAGCCCAUAUCGUUGCUUUCAUUUCGAUCUGUCCUUAACCAAGGGGUCAGUGGAAGUGUCCAUCGCGAGAUCCUCUUUCAUCCAUCAGAGAAAGUGAACUCUGUUCUCUGCGUUAGCAUUUGUCAUUAGAGCAUGUUGAACAACCGAGUGAAGGUGAAUUUAAACGGAAUGGCCAGGGGCAGAGUAUUACUGCUGAUUAACAUACAGUUUCUGGGUGCUCUUAGUAUGCUCCCCAGCAUAAUGUCUGGGAGGGGAACCCCCCCGAGAUACUUGUGGUCUAAUUAACAACGGAUGCCCUCAAACACCUAACCAGUUAACAUCAGAACGUUCUGGAUAUGAAAGUUAAAUUGAACAUUUACUUUAAAUGAUGUUGAGGAUGGAUAAGAGACAUCUGCCUGGCACAUAAAGCAUGCAGUGGAUUUAAAGGUGGAGGACUCCUUCACAAAGUUGGCUGUCCUUGGUUGGAGUGUUAAUCUGAAUAGCAGACCAUCCAUGCAAAACAGUCGAUUCCCUUGUCCCAGUCGAUCCCCACUACAGCUAAAUGUAGCUUCCAUGUCUGCCUCGCUACUUUUACUCUAAUGUGUAUAUUCACUCUGUUGUUUUAUAAAAGGCAAGCUACUGUAUUCUGUUUUCUUUUUUUUUUUUUUUUUGCUCUCAGUUACUGAGUUUUAUUUGCCAUAAAGAUGCGGGGGCAGCCUUGAGCUGUUCGGAUGUCAGGUCCCCCUAUGUUGUCUCUACCUGCAGAUCCUGCAGUUAUGAAUUCAAAUGGCGGUCAUUGCCGUCAAAGCUGCCGUGCAAAGCACAGCGUGUGCGGAACGUCAGGCGCUCACUUCCUGUUGCUAAGCGUUACUAGUGGACAUUGCCAUUUAUUGAAUCUCAGCUGGCAUUCAAUCAUUUUGUACUGCGUGGAAUUGUCCUCAUUUUUUAAAUGUAAAUAGUGUAUGAUAGAUUUUAUGUUUUUUUUUUGUUUUUUUUUCGUUUUGGAUAUUUCCAUGAGAAUGUUUUUUCCCUCCUUUGCCAAUAGAUGCUGAAACUGCUGUGCAGGUCGCUUUGAUCUGGAAGUUGUUUUUCUCCCAUUUUAGUUGCUAUAACAGUGUACAUAAACUAAACUGUACAAAGUUUGUCGCAGGAAUGUAUUUUGUAUUUCCUUAAAAUAUUUAAGAAUAAAUGUAGCCUUUUUUUCUACA